Molecule: messenger RNA, 1877 nt
Organism: Stylophora pistillata
Lineage: Eukaryota; Metazoa; Cnidaria; Anthozoa; Scleractinia; Pocilloporidae
Product: ephrin type-A receptor 3
Biological process (GO): ephrin receptor signaling pathway; axon guidance; protein phosphorylation
Cellular component (GO): dendrite; plasma membrane
Molecular function (GO): protein binding; transmembrane-ephrin receptor activity
Source: RefSeq, a predicted model, not a curated record
AUGCGCAACCCUAUUGAAUUCCUGAACACCGCCACUUUGUCGACUGGCCUGUGGGGCCGUAGUUCGCAAACAGGAGAGUACCUCGUUUGCGAUCUUCCAGAAACUGCAACGAAAAGCACUAACAGUUGGUUAACUUCGAAUUUUAUUGACCUGCAAGGCGCAGUAUCAGUGACUGUUCAACUAGAAUUCACUGCAAGGCAAUGUGACCGUCAGUCACUUCCGUUCUGCAGGGAAUCGUUCAUGUUAUAUGUCUACCAAACCGAUCAAAGGUUAAUUUCUGGAGUGAAAAAAUCAACGAUUCUGGCCGGACAUUUUACUUUCGCUGUAACGAUCGCUCCAAGUCACGUGUGGAAUUCUGCUCAGGCGAGAAUUACAAACAAAGCUGCAGUGGGACUCACUGUUCAAAGCAAAGGACUUUAUUUGGGAUUUCGAGACAUAGGAGGGUGCAUUGCGCUCGGGAAAGUUAAAGUUGUUACCAACUUUUGCCCUGGGAAAAUCAUUGGUGGGGCAAGUUAUAACAGAACCCCUUCUCCUUCAAAUGGGCAUGUCGUUAAGGUGAAUGGUAACUGUGCGGUAAACUCAGAGAGUCCGCACAACGCGAACACACUUCACAUGCAGUGUCAAAGCAAUGGAACAUGGAGUAGGCCAGCAAGUGCUGCUACUUGCUUGUGUAAACCUGGCUACCAAGUAACUCCUCAGGGAUGCCAAGAAUGUCCUAGGGGAAAAUACAAGCCCAGAUUGAGCAAUUCAGAGUGCAGCAGCUGCCCUGUGAAUACAAAUUCCAACAACUCUAGACGGCAAUGUGAAUGCAAUGCAGGAUUCUAUCGAGGACCGAAAGACAACAAAGGAGGAAAGUGUACAGCUCCACCAUCAGCUGCAAGGAAUUUAUCAAUAGUAUUUCAAGACCAAUCGGUGAUAGUUGUCGCUUGGCUGCCACCUUUAGACUACGGGGGAAGAGAUGAUGUCGUCUACGACAUCAACUGCUUUCAAUGCGAUCAAGGUCCACGCUGCAGAAACAAGCAACCCUGCAGUGGGAAACUAGAAUUUUGGCCCGUGAGGUUCAAUAACCAUUUUACGCACGUUACGCUGACAGGAUUACAACCCAACACGUCAUAUAUGCUCAGGGUUACUGCUGAAAACGGAGUGAGUUUCUUGUAUGGGCCCAGUCCGAGUAGAAAUGCUGAGAUUCAGUUUGGAACAAGGAUUACUGCUAAAAUGCUUUUGGAUAAGACCUAUGUUGACGACACUACAGCCGUUUUAACAUGGAAUUCCGUGGAUAAUCCCCACGAGUUUUCAAGCUAUGAUCGGUAUGAAAUCUCUUGCUUUAAAUGUGAUCAAGGCGGAGACAGUGUUAAUCACCAAUGUACAAAAACCUGUGGGGAAAAAAUUCGGUACUGGCCGGGUAAAGAAGGGCUCAAAGACAACCACGUGACUGUGUCGGAGCUGGAACCAUCCACACUGUAUAAGUUUGUAUUGUAUGUCUGGAAAUACCGGACUGCUUUGUCUUCAGUGUUGGUCGAGACAAGUGCUUCAUCAGAAGUUUCCCGAGGAGGACAACUCUUCAACCUGCCGACGAUAAUUGCCUUAGUAUUGGCAGGAAUAUUAUUUAUUAUUGCUGUGAUUAUAUUGCUCGUCACUUGCCAUCUCAGGAGACGCUAGUACAAUACUAGCAAAUCCGGAUAAACAGAAAAUGGCUUCAGGGAGGGUACUUACUCCCUUGAAAAUACUGAUAACACAAUCAUUAUGGAAGAAAUACUGCACGACACUGGCCACUCUACAACAGGGAGUGAAACGCAUUAAACAUUGCUAGAAUGUAGGAAUGAUUCUGCAUCAUCGUUGAAGUGAUUUCAUUGGAGAACUGUUAACCCUUUAACUCC